AUGUCCAGUGGAAAGGAUGCGCCCGAGGAUCAGCCACAGCCCGAGCCCCAAGAACCGAAGACCCCCGGGGACCCCCCUGCCUCAGAGCCCGGGGAGGCAGCCACCAUCUCCGUCCGGGGGCUGGUCCUCACGGGGUACGGCGGAUACGAUAAGAUCAAGCUCCAGGUGAAGACUAUGGCCAAGCCCCGGCUGCAGUCCGGAGAGAUCCUGGUGCGCGUCAAGGCGUGUGGACUGAACUUCGCGGAGCUGUUGGGCAGACAGGGGAUGUACGAGCUUCUGCCCUCUCCCCCCGUGACCAUGGGCAUGGAGGGGGCAGGGCUGGUGGAGGCUGUGGGUCCGGACGUGGAGGACAAGAAAGUGGGAGACCGGGUCAUAGUCUUGGGCCGCAGUGGGAUCUGGCAGGAGGUGGUGGUGGUGGCGUCCAGCCGGGCCGUGGUCAUGCCGGAGCAGAUGAGCUUUGAGGAGGGCGCCGCUCUCCCCAUUAACUACCUCACUGCGUACCUGAUGCUGUUCCAAAUGGCCAACAUCAAACCGGGAAAGAGCGUCCUGAUCCACAUGGCAGCGGGGGGGGUGGGCAUCGCCGCCACACAGCUGUGCCGUUCCGUGCAGGAUGUGACCAUAUUUGGCACGGCGUCUGCCUCAAAACACGAGACCAUCGUCCAGGGCGGAGUCACUCACGCCAUCGACUAUCGAACCAAAGACUAUGUGGAGGAGAUCCGAAAAAUCAGCCCCGAUGGCGUUGAUGUGGUUCUCGACCCCCUCGGUGGCUCCGACACACAAAAAGGGUUUAGUUUACUGAAGCCCAUGGGUUCAAUCGUUGUUUUUGGAGCUGCCAACGCCGUGACGGGCCAAAAGAAGAACCUUCUGGCUCUGGCUAAACUCUGGUACCAUCAGCUCUCUCUGUCCACGCUCAAACUGAUGCAGGCCAACAAAGCAGUGUGCGGCUUCCACCUGGGAUACCUGAAGGACGAGGCGCUCAUCACGGACGCCAUGGCAACGCUGCUGCGGCUCUACGCCCAGGGACACAUCAAACCACACAUCGACUCCCGCUUCCACUUCGAAGAGGUUGCAGACGCCAUGAGACGAAUGCACGAGCGACAGAACAUCGGAAAAGUCAUCCUUCUCCCUGAGCCCAAGAAGGAGGAACAAGAGAAACCGAAAGCUCCGACUGAAACUGAGGAAGAAGGGCAGAAAAGUGAGGAAGAGGAGGAGAAACCUGAGGCGGCUGCUACAGAGGUGAAGGCGGAGGUGACGGAGGAGGUGACGGAGGAGGUCGAAGCCGCUCGGAGGCGCUGCUCAACCAGUACCAUCAGCAGCAGUACCAGCAGCAGCAAUACCAUCAGCGCUCCAUUCUUCAGCUACAGACCAAAGAUGACCACAAACUUAACCCGCGACCUGCCGGACCAGCACCAGCACCAGCACCAGCAGCAGCGCUUCCUGGUGCUUUUCGAUUUCGACGAAACCAUCAUCAACGAGAGCAGCGACGACGCGGUGGUGCGGGCGCUGCCGGACCAGCAGCUCCCUGAUUGGCUGAUCCACAGCUACAGGGAGGGGCACUACAACGAGCACAUGCAGAAGGUGUUAGCUUACAUGUCCGAGCGAGGCGUCACCAAGGACUCCAUCCAAUCAGCCGUGGAGAAGAUAGCGCCCACUCCUGGUCUCCUGGUGCUACUGCAGUUCCUCCAAAACCACCAACGCGACUUCGAGCUGGCCGUGGUGUCGGACGCAAACAUGUAUUUCAUCCAAACGUGGCUGGAGCGCGCCGGAGUGAGCCAUCUCUUUAGGAAAAUAUUCACAAAUCCAGCUAGCUUUGACGCGUCGGGUAAGCUAGUCCUGCUGCCGUUCCACUCCCACUCGUGUCAACGCUGUCCCGACAACAUGUGCAAACACGUGAUCCUGCGGGAGUACCUGGCGGCGCGGCAGAAGGAGCGCGGGGGGGCGGCCUUCCACAGGGUCUUCUACAUCGGGGACGGAGCCAACGAUAUUUGUCCCACGCAAGCUCUAGGCCCCAGGGACACGGCCUUUCCCCGGAGGGACUUCCCCAUGCACAGGCUCCUGGGGGACCUCCAGAAGACGCAGCCGGCCCAGUUCAAGGCCCACGUGGUUCCGUGGGCGAGCGGGGAGGAUAUAGUGGACUGUCUACAGAACGUCCUGGAGGAGAGGGCAAACAUAUGA
Knipowitschia caucasica is the source of this 2175-nucleotide messenger RNA. The record is from the annotation of a GenBank genome assembly. NCBI's taxonomy places the organism in Eukaryota, Metazoa, Chordata, Actinopteri, Gobiiformes, Gobiidae.